Messenger RNA from Chenopodium quinoa (quinoa), 3837 nucleotides. RefSeq lists its product as uncharacterized. NCBI's taxonomy places the organism in Eukaryota, Viridiplantae, Streptophyta, Magnoliopsida, Caryophyllales, Amaranthaceae. Bases 1233 to 1742 code for a protein of 169 amino acids. The record is from RefSeq and is a predicted model, not a curated record. The transcript has 2 exons.
UUUUUUUUCACUGAUUAAGCAUAGCUAACAAAACUAAUUAUGUUCAUGAAUAAAAAGAGGAGACCUAGUUUUAUACCAGAAGAAAAAAGAGUGAAAAGAGCAAGCUCGAGAUUAGAUAGACGACAAUAUAAUCAAGGGGAAUUUAAAGGGUGUUCUCAUGGAACAGUCCCUUUUAGGAGGGUUCAGAAGGAAGAUUUGAUCAACGCAAAAGCAAUUCGUGAUCUUCGUCGUCCAAGAACUGUUAAUUCAACAUUAAGGCUCACGCCUGAAAUGCAUGCAAGUAUGUUCAACUGUACGAUAUCCAUUAAAUCAGAUACAGAGUGCAGAGUAUAGUACUAACUUUGCUAGAGAUUUUAACCUUAUUGAUUCGAAUGCUCCAAAGUAUGCAGCAUUGACAAUUCCAGAUGAUAAAUCCAGAAAGAUAGAAGGAGCAUUGACAUUCAUCACGGUAUACAACUUAUCAGUCCAAGCACCCCAAUUAAGCGAGGCUCUACUAUGGAUUGGUUCCGGUGUUAGUGGUUCAUAUAGCAGUGUAGAAUAUGGAUGGACAGUAAGUUUCAAUAUCAAUUUAAUCUCUCUGCAUACUUACAUUAGGAAAAUGAUAUUCUGUCCAACUUUCAUUUAUAAAUUUUUUGUCUCUUGUUUUGCGGGUAAAUCCGCAACUGUAUGGGGAUAGUCAAUCGCGAACUUAUAGCCAGUGGACUGUAAGUUUGUUUAUUAAAAUGUUGGGGCACUCGCUAGAAAAUCUCAUUUAAAAAUAUCAUACAAAUAGAAAGUGGUGCUAAGAUAUAGUAAGAUUAAAUUCCGUCUAUAUUAUUUGCCCAUUUAUGUUAAAGAAAGAAGCAAAAACCGUUCAUGGCAAUAAGAUUAAGAGCAUAGUCAACAGAUUAUCAAUAAUAGCACACAAACUAUGCAACUAAGCCAAGAAAAUACGAAAUAUAAAAGAACAAUAAUGAGCGACUGAGCCAAGCAAGCCUGUUUAAGUUUGCCAGACCAAGCCUAAGUAACUUUGACCCAGGUUCCCGGCUAAUUAACCAAAUCAACUCAGUUGUAGCUCUAGAUUCUAUACUAUACGACUAUACUAACACUAACCAUUUAACAUUCCAUGAUAUAUAUGUGAUUAUUGGAAAAGAAAAAAAAAUUGUGUCGGAUUUCAGGCAGGUGGUUUCGAAAACACAUGAUGCUAUAACUCACUUUGCCCAGGGUAUGUGCAAAUAAGUCCAAGAUUGCCAAUGGGUUCAACAAGUAAUCUUGUUUCGACCUAUGGGGGAAAGUCCUAUGGCAUGGAUAUCAAGAUCUACAGGGAUCAAAAGACAAGCAAUUGGUGGAUUAUUGAAAACUUUAGUGACUUAGAAAAAGAACCAAUAGGUUACUGGCCAAAAGAGUUAUUUCCAACACUGGCGGAUUCUACUACAGUACUGCAAUUAGGAGGGAAGGUUUAUAGCCCUUCAAACAUCCCUAAACCAGUUCCAAUGGGAUCAGGAGUCUACGCAGCGCAUGAUCUCACCAGAAGUUGUUACGCUUCCAAACUUGCUUACAUGGAUACGGACAGAGAGUUUUACUUACCAACAAAAUUGCCCAUUCAAGUGAUUGCUGACAAUCCUGAUGUAUACAAAGCAGAUUACUUGGGGAAGAUAGAUGAUGACAAUGGAUAUACCCUGUUGUUUGGGGGACCUGACCACAUUGGUUGGAAUUUUAUGUAUGAUCAAGAACUAAACUUGUCUAGUCUGUUACCAAGCUAAGAUUUAAUCCUAAAUCUGAAUAUAAAUAAAGCCUGAUCGCUUUUACUCCAAUAUCAGAAGUCUUCUCACAGGGCAUAUCCUCAUAUGUAAGCCUAUUCAGUGUACGGACAUAGGAUGUACUCCCUUUAUCCCUAUAUAAUACCCGGUAUGUCCCAUAAUCUCACAUUUGAUUGAGUAUCAUGUUUAUGGAGAUGAGUAAUCUAAUCCAUGAUACAAGUAUUAUUUUGGCUAAUAUAACAUGUAGAAUUUUGACCAUUUUGCAAAACUUAACCUAUUAAGAUGUACUUGGAAGGAUGUGCUCUUACUAAAUCCGCCAACAAUUUUAGAGGAAACAGUGUGUCUGCCCUGAUUGAUUGUUGCAAUAUAGUUGGAAGCCUAUGCUUACAAGAGCAACCACUUCAGUCCUCAGGGAUGGUAGAACCAUCUACCUCCCAUUUAGUCAUGGGUUUGAGUACGGUCAACCCCCCCGCCCCCCACCAUCACCCCACAAGCAGGAUUUCCCAUUUCCCCGACCUACAAGCACAAAGAAAGAAAUCUUUUCAAUAACAGAUUUUUUGUUAUCCUAUUUUGAGCCAGUUUAAGUUUAAUCAUACACUAUUCUACCUCGGCAUCCUUUUGGGAUUAAAGCUUUGUGGUUAUUGUUGUAUUCUACCUCGGAAGUAUUUGACUAUAUGUGUCUCAGUCACAAGAGUGGUUGAGCUUAAGAUACAGCACUAAUGACCAUACAUCUAACAUUGUAACCAAUCUCUAAGGCCCGCUUUUAACCAUGAUCGUCAAUAGCACAAGAACAAGUAGUAGGUUAGAAGGAUCAUGGAGGGAUGGUUAGUCCCUCCAUCUCCACCCGGUGUGACCAGGGUUCGAUCCUCACCCCACCCCUCCUGUGACAGGAGGAGCACCCCCGUUACUUACCGUAUAAAAAAAUUAAAAAAAAAAAAGGUUGGAUGGAGGACUUAUUUUGGCUAAUCUUUCUGUUUUUGGUUUUCUUUUAAAUCACUUCCCUCGUCCCACAAAACAAUUCUCAUUUAUCUCUGUCCCACAAAAGUGAACAUUUCUCGUAGGCGCAUUGUUUUAUAAUAGACUACUUUUCCAUGUUACUCCCUUCGUCCCUCAAUAAAAUUCUGCUGCCAAUACUCUCCUAAAACUAUGGAGAGGGUAAAGUGAAAAACUAUGUUUUUAACUUUUUCUUUUCCACUUUUUCCUUGACAUACACAACAUCAGUUCAAGUUCACAUACCUCUAAGUACUAUGUCAAGGAAGAAUUAUAAUCAAUAGCUACAAAUUCUGACUUUAACACAAAGACUUGUUCAAUGCUCCAAAUCAAAUGAUUGAAAAGGAGAAAAAUGGAGAGAUUUGGAAGAUAUUAAGCUACUCUAUUAGUGAUACUGCCGGCCACUAUCAACCUACAGUAACGCUUUUAUUGUCUAGUUCCUGUCAAUUUAGUGCACCCUUGGCCCGGCCAUCUUUAUCAAGCCUGCGGUUAUCAAAGUGCUACCACCACAACUUUAACGACUUACAAUACCAUUUUAAUUGCGGGGUGCCUCUAUUUCUGACAAUAUAAUUUUUUUUCUUAAAUCAGGCUAAAUAGACUAAUUGACUGUCACAUUGUCACCACUGUCAAUUACUCGAAUAUUUUUGAAGAAAACGAUAUUAUCAUUAAUAAUUACUCCCCCAAGAUGUGAUAGGUAAAACACUAAGGUUUUUCAAUAAUGUCAAAAGUGUGAAAACUAGAUACGGCUUUUUUGGUAUACUUGGGUACUAAUUUAGAGAGCUCAACGAUUAAGUUAAACUCUGUAGUACUUCCCCAUCCUUAAUUAAAGUUUACAGCUUAUCUUGACAGGUUUAUCAAGAGAACGAAAGUAGUGUGAACUGUGGACACAUAUAAAGUAUAAACAAGCAAAAAGAUACCCAAAAAAAAAAGUAAUUACAGAGCAUAUUUUGGUGUUUAGGGGAUUGGGGGACAAUUAUGAGCAAUUAUUAGCCUAAAGUAUAUUCUUCACAAAUUCCAGCUCUUACUCAUUUCAACAACAAAGUAAUCGAACAGUUUUUCUUACUUAUUCAUUUCGUAGACUUCACCCAAAAUCUUCAAGUGUUCAUUA